Papaver somniferum (opium poppy) is the source of this 867-nucleotide messenger RNA. Its product is annotated as F-box protein At5g07610-like. The transcript has a single exon. The record is from RefSeq and is a predicted model, not a curated record. Gene Ontology annotation, molecular function: protein binding. NCBI's taxonomy places the organism in Eukaryota, Viridiplantae, Streptophyta, Magnoliopsida, Ranunculales, Papaveraceae. The coding region runs from base 1 to 867 and encodes 288 amino acids.
AUGACAUCUCUUUCUGAUUGCAAGAAAUCAUCAUCAUCAGCAGCAUCUAUUAUUAUUAGCAAUGUUGAUUUGUUAACUCCGCUUCUACUGUGUUUACCAGUAAAAUCUUUGCUGGUAUUUAAAUCCGUAUCGAAACAAUGGUUUUCCAUUAUUUCCGAUCCGUUUUUCAGCAAAAUAUACAAUCUUCGAAACUCACUUUCAAUUCAAGGACUAUACACACAAAUUUGGCAGGGUGGUGCCAUCAAAAAUCUCGAAUACAUUCCCCUUGAUGGAUCAUCAUCCUCCGCCCCUUUAAAAACCAUAAGAAUUAUUAACGAUCCACCAGGUAUAAGAAUCGUGCAAUCUUGCAAUGGUCUCAUGUGUUACAAGAGUGGUUGCUAUGACAAUAUACCCCGCAAAGUAUAUCCUACAUAUUACGUUUGUAAUCCAUCAACGAGACAAUAUCGCCCAAUUGUUUGUGAGUUUCAAAAAUAUAAGAAAGGUUUUAAAGAUCUUAUAAGUGUCAGUAUAGCUUACGACCCACUCAAAUCAACUCAUUAUAAAGUUGUUUGCAUCUGGUUGGUUUCACGGUUUAAGGAUUUUUUCCAUUAUCAAGUUGAGAUAUACUCAUCUGAAACAGCUUCUUGGAAGCUAUCUGGAGAGGUUUUUUCCAAACCUGGUCGUUAUUACUUGGGUAGCGGUGUGUUUUGGAAUGGUUCAUUGCAUUGGGCUGCAACAUUUGAAGUAGAUAGGUUUUUUUACUUUGAUGUUGAUCAAGAAUUAAGAAUGGAAAUGCAAAUGCCACUCUAUGACCAAGAGCUUAGAAUGGAGAUUAAGUACUUUGGGGAAUGCAAGGGUCACCUAUGUCUUAUAGUUACUCAAAAAUAA